Molecule: messenger RNA, 2003 nt
Organism: Salvia miltiorrhiza (redroot sage)
Lineage: Eukaryota; Viridiplantae; Streptophyta; Magnoliopsida; Lamiales; Lamiaceae
Exons: 3
Coding region: 194-874 (226 amino acids)
Source: RefSeq, a predicted model, not a curated record
AAUCACAAAUCACAAUGUCGAAUACAACCAAAAAGAAAAAAAGAAAAAAAGAAAAAGUAAAACGUUUUUGAGUCUGCUUAAGCUUUAAAAUCCAGAUGAAGCUAGAACUCGUAUAUGGUAUAUUCUCUUCGAUGCCUUUUGCUUCGAUUCACCAUGAAAAAGCUCCCACCUUUUUGAACCACCGUCUGUUUCCAUGGAUUCCGUCGCUCUAAUCCUCGCCUCCCCUUUCAGAGGCUCGACCAUUUCCAUUCCCGCUCCGAAUCCCGCGAAUUCCAGAAGAUUCCAGAAACCUCCCGCCUCCGUCAAGAGCUCCCUGAGCCCUAAAAAUCCCAAUUCGAUAUGGGGCAAGGGCGCGUUUGGGAGCGCGCUGAUGAGCGUGACCGCGACGGCGAAGGUGAAGAUAAGCCCCUUCGUGGCGACGCUGGCGGCGAAUCCGACGUUCGUGUCGGCGCUGUGCGCGUGGGCGGCGGCGCAGUCGAUGAAGGUGUUCUUGAAUUUCUGCGUGGAGCGGAGAUGGGAUUUCCGGAUCAUGUUUUCCUGCGGCGGGAUGCCUUCUUCUCACUCUGCAUUGUGCACGGCGCUGACGGCCUCCGUCGCGAUCUGCCACGGCGUCGCCGAUUCCUUGUUCCCGGUUUGUUUGGGGUUCAGUUUGAUUGUGAUGUAUGAUGCUAUCGGCGUCAGGCGACACGCCGGCAUGCAAGCUGAGGUUUUGAAUGUGAUCGUCGCGGACAUGUUCCAAGGGCACCCGAUAAGCCAAAGAAAGCUGAAGGAGCUUCUCGGGCACACCCCGUCCCAGGUGUUUGCCGGAGCUCUCCUAGGCAUCCUCGUAGCGUGGAGGUGUUGUCAGGUCGAAACGUGCAAGAAGUCGAUGUGAGUUUGUUUGAUCAGUACGCGUGCGGUUAGGGUUUUUCGGGCAAAUUUGGCUCGAUAAUAAAGCAGAGACCCAAACACUUGUUAGUUGUUGUAGAGAAAGUGAAAUGUAUUUCUAAGUUCAGAGAUUGGGUAUGUAAGUGGCAUCUGGGUUCUGCUGCUGCUCCUUCCAUAUCCGGCCGGUGACGCGGAGCUUGAGCUCCUUCCGGUCACCUCCGGAGAAAAACAGGGCCAUGUUGCGCUGUACGAUGAGGCCGUCAUGGCUGUCUCGAACCUUCCUGUGAGUGUCCCGUAUGCUCCGGGGAGUCCCCUCCCACGUCAGCUUCCGACCAUUUCCCCCAACCUCCAGGCUGUAGCUGUAGUUCCGAGCCUCCGUCUCGUCCCCCAUGAACCGUAGGAACGCCAUGUACACCGGAGCCGUCCCGAGUUGGAAUGCUUCGAAAUGUAGGCAGAAGUAGUGACCAAAGCAAUGGAAAACCUGCAUCAACCAAAGAGUGAGACAGACUCAUAUCACAUUGAAAGGGUGAGAUUGAACAGAUCUCAGUAAUGAGCAUAGAAAUAGUCAAUCAUGAAAAAUAAACGUCUUGAGGAAGGCGGGAACACAGAAGCACGCACCGUCAGCAUCCACGUGGCGUUCUCCACGUCCCGGGGGUUCGACUUCACGUACCGAUGGUUGAAGGUGCACCCGGAAUGCAUGUCCACUUUGUGUUCGUCUCUCAGGUGAUCGACGAGGAACGGGAUGUCCCCGACAACCGAGCACUCCGAUCCGGCGUAGGGGCAGCCGUAAGGCCGAAAAUCGCAGACCGUUUCGUGCUUCAACUUGCUAUAAUACGGGAAGAUGUCGGGGCAUCCGAGCGAAUAGUAUUUGCACGGGAGUUGGAGCGAUUCAGCAACUUUUUCGAGCGCCAAACAUCUUAUAUCGCCCAGCUCCUGUCUACACGUUGGGCACCUGUUGUGAACCCUAACUUUGCAGGUAGAGCAAAUGGUGUGCCCAUUGUGACACUGCAGUGUAAAAACUUGAUGUUAUAAUCUCUUUUGGCAUCAAAUGAAAUGUAACAAACACAAGUAAUUCACUCAAUUUCCCAAUAUUGAAGGAGUUUGUUCAACAAAUAAUGAAAAAGCUAUUCCAUAGA